Insectozyma verbasci is the source of this 1611-nucleotide messenger RNA. The record is from the annotation of a GenBank genome assembly. NCBI's taxonomy places the organism in Eukaryota, Fungi, Ascomycota, Pichiomycetes, Serinales, Debaryomycetaceae.
AUGAAAACAUGUUAUUACGAGUUGUUAGGAGUUACACAAUCUGCGACAGAGAUAGAGUUGAAAAAAGCAUAUAGAAAACAAGCAUUGUUGCUACACCCAGACAAAAAUCCAGAUAAUGUGGAGGAAGCAAAUUUGAAAUUUUCACUAGUAAGGUCAGCUUAUGAAGUUUUAAGUGAUCCACAAGAAAGAUCUUGGUACGACUCUCAUAAAAAUUCAAUAUUGAAUGAAGAUGAAAGCUUAGAAACAGAUACGGGAGCUUCACAUCUUGGCUCAAUUUCAACUGAAGAAAUUUAUCGAUAUUUUAACCCCUCCAUGUAUACAAAUUUCGAUGAUUCAACCACUGGGUUUUAUUCCAUUGUUUCUAGAUUAUUUGAGAGAUUAGCAAGAGAGGAGAUUCAACAUGGUAAAUAUUAUAAAAUUCCAGGCUUUGAAAAUUUUAAAGAUGAUGAAAAUAAUGUACAUGUUAUAGAUUCCCAAUUUUUGAAAUACCCAUUAUACGGUAAUAGUACAAGCUCUUAUAUCGAUCAGAUUAAAGAAUUUUAUAAAAGUUGGAGCUCAUUUUCUACUUGUAAGAAAUUUGAAUGGAUGGAUGAGUAUAGAUAUUCAAUGGCUCACGACAGACGAAGUAAAAGAUUAAUGGAAAAGGAAAAUAAAAAAAUUAGAGACGAUGCCAGAAAAGAAUACAAUGAAAUUAUUAAGAAAUUUGUUAAUUUUAUAAAAAAAAGAGACCCAAGGGUCAAACAAGGAUUUGAAAAAAUGAAGAUGAUUGAAAGAAAUAGAAAAUUGAAAGAAAUUGAAAAUGCUAAGCUACAAAAACAGAAUGCUAAAUAUGAUUUAUUUAAAGAACAGAACUGGCAAAAGUUGAAUUCUGAGGAAAUUGAAGAGUUUGAAAAAAUGAUACAAGAAGAAUAUGAUGAUGAUGAUACUACGGACUCCGAAUUUGAAGAACAUAAUGGAAAUGAUUUACAAGAAGUUCACGAAUACGAAUGUAUUGUUUGUGAUAAAAUUUUCAAAAAUGAACAACAAUUUGAAAUACAUGAGAAUUCCAAGAAACAUAAGAAACAAGUUCGACAAUUGAAAUGGGAAAUGAGAAAAGAAGGUUUAGAUUUGGGAAUUGAUAACGAGGGUGACAAUUUAAGUGAUUACGAAACUGCAAGUGAAUUUGAUGAACAGGAAGUUGUGGGAAAUGAGGAAGGGAUUGAGGAAGAGGGCAAUGACUCAAUUCGUGAAAUAUUAGAAGUUAAUGAUGAAAAAGAUGAAAACGAUGAUAUACUGACUCAUGAUAAAGAGCAAAACUCUAUACUGAACGAUUAUGUUGACAACGAAAUUGACGAAGACGAAAUAGAACAAAAUAAGUUGGAAGCAGAAUUAGCUGAAUUAAUUAAUAAAACCAGUUUACAAGUUGAAUGGGAUAAUAAACCAAAAAAGAAAAGCAAAAAGAAAAAAGUUACAAAUAGUGAUACCUCAAAAGAAUCAACUCCAAUUCUUAAAGAAACAUGUACUAUUUGUCACGAAUCAUUUGAAUCAAGAAAUCAAUUAUUUAAUCACGUUAAAAAAGAAGGUCAUGCUGCAUUAAAACUUAAAUCUAAUAAAAAAUCAAAACGUAAAUAG